This is a messenger RNA of Rotaria sp. Silwood2, 399 nucleotides long. Lineage: Eukaryota; Metazoa; Rotifera; Eurotatoria; Philodinida; Philodinidae. The record is from the annotation of a GenBank genome assembly.
AUGGCACCAGUCGAUGUUCUUCCAGCUUUUUUCACACCUGAAACACCUGCUGCUUGUUUACAUCGUGUAAUUCUUAUUUAUCGAACACAUAUCAAUCUUAGUGGAACAACCUUUCCAGAACAUGGUUACAUCAUGAAAUUAUUUAAUGAAUCGUGCUACUCUCUUCGACCCCUAUCAUUAACAAUUAAUCACGAGCAAAUACCUUCCGUAGCAAUUUGGUAUUUAAAAUCCCAGAUACCCAAUCAUAUGAAAUCAUUAUUUGAUGAUCGGAAGCAGUUGACACUAAUCGAAUGUACUGCACGUGAUCUUGAUUAUAUAAUAAAAUAUCUGAAGAAUCUCAAACAACUUGAGCAGCUGCAUAUCAUUGUUCGCAGGCUUGACAAAGAUAUGCGUAAGUAA